AACAGGUAGAUGAAAUGCUGAGCUUAGAGCAGUCUUGAGCAAUGAAUAAUUCAUGAUAUGUAAAUUAGUUGAUCGGGUAAAAUCAGUCAGUGCUSAGACGAGCUAGAAGUCAGUACGCGGUCAGUCGGCAUGCCAASGGGGCUUGUACCCACUCCUUUAGUAAUUUUUUUGUGCAUACUUCAACAUCGAAAUGUCUCCAUCGGAAUCACCUCGGUUUUUCUCUGAGAAGGAGGUAGCCAAUCAUUCCACUAAAAACUCAUGUUGGGUAUUAACGGGGACGAGAAUUUAUGAUGUGACUGGAUUCCUUCGUAUUCACCCGGGUGGAGAGGCUCUGAUAUUAAGCCGGGCAGGGAAUGAUAUCAGGACGGAGAUGGAGGGGCCCCCACACCGGCACUCGGAGAACGCAAGUCGGUGGAUGGAACAGUACUACAUCGGAGAGCUGGACACAGACGGCAGUGCCGAUGAAAUACAGACGGCGAGGGAGAGGAAGAAGACUCAGGAGCACACAGUGGAUGAGGAGCCUUCACCCAUUAGCAAAUGCAGUCAAGUCAACCUGGACACGGACCUGGUGGACUGGCYGAAGCCCCUGGCCUGGCAGGUGGGCAACCUGGGAGAGAAAUACGAGACCUGGGUGCACCAGCCUGUGGAUCGGCCCAUUCGCCUGUUUGGGAACGAGUUCAUGGAGGCCAGCACCAAGACAUCCUGGUACAUGGUCCCUGCUGUGUGGAUGCCACUGGUGUUCUAUCUCAGCUGGUACUGCUACACCACCUUGGCUCAGGAGACAACCAGACUAUUCGCCAGCACAGACUAUUCCUUCCUGGUGCACAAGUACAGCUUUCCCCUCAUCUUUGUGAUGGGCAUGGUCAUAUGGACCUUCAUCGAAUAUUGCAUCCAUCGCUUCGUCUUUCACAUGCGCCCGCCCGCCCACAACUAUUACCUCAUCACCAUUCACUUCCUGCUGCACGGACAGCAUCAUAAGUCUCCCUACGAUGGCUCCCGCCUAGUCUUUCCUCCUUGCCUGGCCUCAGUGGUGAUAGGCAGCUUCUACCUGCUGCUGACCAAGGCCUUCCCUGAGGCCUUAGGGGUGUCCUUGUUUGUGGGGGGGCUGUUUGGGUACGUGGUGUACGACAUGAUCCAUUACUACCUUCACUACGGCUCCCCCCAGAAAAACUCCUACCUGUACAGCCUCAAGGCAUACCACGUCAAGCACCACUUUGAACACCAAAGAGCAGGUUUUGGAAUCAGCACCACAUUGUGGGACUAUCCGUUCAACACAUUGAUUCCUGAACAGACCUUUUAGAAGACCCAACUUACUCUACUCUCCACUGGGGGGCAACCUUCACCCAUCCAUCUUAGACCUGGCAAUCAACCCCUUCAAUGAUGCCAUACCCUUUGGCCCCAGCCUGUCCCUAUAGUCUGUCUGUCUGUCUGUCUGUCUGUCUGUCUGUCUGUCUGUCUGUCUGUCUGUCUCUGUCU
This is a messenger RNA of Salvelinus sp. IW2-2015, 1476 nucleotides long. RefSeq names its product fatty acid 2-hydroxylase. NCBI's taxonomy places the organism in Eukaryota, Metazoa, Chordata, Actinopteri, Salmoniformes, Salmonidae. Gene Ontology annotation, molecular function: fatty acid 2-hydroxylase activity; iron ion binding; heme binding. The record is from RefSeq and is a predicted model, not a curated record. Gene Ontology annotation, biological process: fatty acid metabolic process; lipid biosynthetic process. Gene Ontology annotation, cellular component: endoplasmic reticulum; membrane.